Messenger RNA from Clupea harengus (Atlantic herring), 3935 nucleotides. RefSeq names its product tousled-like kinase 1a (gene tlk1a). Gene Ontology annotation, cellular component: nucleus. The record is from RefSeq and is a predicted model, not a curated record. Gene Ontology annotation, biological process: peptidyl-serine phosphorylation; intracellular signal transduction; chromosome segregation. NCBI's taxonomy places the organism in Eukaryota, Metazoa, Chordata, Actinopteri, Clupeiformes, Clupeidae. Gene Ontology annotation, molecular function: protein serine/threonine kinase activity; ATP binding.
CACGAGUUUUCGGCUAGACUUUUUUUUCUCACCAGAGGCGAUGCUCUUUGGGUGCAUGAACCUCGCGAUAUUGUUUCAACAAACGAUGGAUGACGCUCAAUGUUCUGGUUAUUCUCACAAGACAAUUUAGACGCACUGCAGGGGCUUAUGGAGGUCACUGACAGUGAUGCUCGUCUAUGUUUGCUCUGUCGUUCCAAAAAGUAGCUUGAUGAGUGUCCAAAGUAACAGUGGAAGUGGUGGAAGUUUAGAGGGGACGCCAUCUUGGUCCCAGCUCUCCACGUCCCCAACACCGGGGCUGCUUUCUCAGCAACACAGUGCAGCACUGGCGAAGGCCAAGGAAGGAGUGAUGGAGGAGCUGCACAGUCUGGACCCCCGGCGGCAGGAGCUGCUGGAGGCUCGCUUCAUGGGGGGGGUGAGCGGCAGCACUGGGGGCAGCACAGGGAGCACCAGUGGGGGAACCAAAGGCUUGACAAACAAUGAAUGUUCAAAUCAGAGUUUCGGCAGCCUGGGGUCCUCAAGUGACAAGGAGUCUGAGGGCUCAGAUGUAAAGAGAGGGAGUUCUCCGGCAUAUUCAACCCCCGAGAAGAAGCACUCUGAGUCGUCCCGAGGGAGGAAAAGGAAGGCCGAGCACCAAUCGGAGAGCAGCCAAGGGAAGACUACUGCGCGAGGACCGAAGAUCAGUGACUACUUUGAUUUCCAGGGUGGUAAUGGGUCCAGUCCGGUGAGGGCUCUUCCUCCAGUGCUGCGCUCCCCACAGAACUCACAUUCCCACUCCGCCCCCGGCUCCAUGAUACGACAGAACAGCUCCUCACCCACCAGCCUAUCCUUCGACCACGUCAUGCACCCCAAACAGGUGGCUGUGAAGUCUGUCCAGACUGACCUCACAGGGCCAAAGCUGGCUGCCCUUGAGACUAAUAAGAGUCUGGACUUGGAGAAGAAAGAGGGCCGUAUAGACGACCUGCUGAGGGCAAAUUGUGAUCUCAGGAGACAGAUAGACGAACAACAGAAACUACUUGAAAAGUACAAGGAGCGAUUAAAUAAGUGCAUCACCAUGAGCAAGAAGCUGCUUAUAGAGAAGAGCACCCAGGAGAAGCAGGCGUGCCGGGAGAAGAGCAUGCAGGACCGGCUGCGUCUGGGCCAGUUCACCACCGUCAGGCACGGGGCGUCCUACACGGAGCAGUGGAGCGACGGUUACGCCUUCCAGAACCUCGUCAAGCAGCAGGAGUGGAUCAACCAGCAGCGGGAGGAGAUGGAACGUCAGAGGAAGCUGCUGGCCAAGAGGAAGCCUCCGUCGAGCAGCAACUCCCAGAGCCCCACCCCAAACUCAGAGCCAAAGCAGCGCAAGACCAAGGCCGUCAACGGGGCCGACAACGACCCCUUCCUCAAGCCCAGCCUUCCUCAGCUUCUGACAGUAGCAGAGUACCAUGAGCAGGAGGAGAUCUUCAAGCUGCGACUGGGACACCUCAAAAAGGAGGAGGCUGAGAUCCAGGCGGAGCUGGAGCGUCUGGAGAGAGUUAGAAACCUUCACAUCCGAGAGCUAAAGAGAAUAAACAACGAGGACAGCUCGCAGUUCAAAGAUCACCCGACUUUGAACGAGAGAUACCUGCUGUUACAUCUGCUGGGAAGGGGAGGUUUCAGUGAAGUUUACAAGGCGUUUGACCUCUUUGAACAACGCUACGCCGCUGUGAAGAUUCACCAGCUCAACAAGAACUGGAGGGAGGAGAAGAAGGAAAACUACCACAAACAUGCGUGCCGAGAGUACCGAAUCCACAAGCAGCUGGACCAUCCCAGAAUAGUCAAGCUCUACGACUACUUCUCUCUGGACACGGACACGUUUUGUACGGUUUUGGAAUACUGUGAAGGCAAUGAUUUGGACUUCUACUUGAAGCAGCACAAGCUGAUGUCUGAGAAGGAGGCUCGCUCCAUCGUCAUGCAGAUUGUCAAUGCGCUGCGUUACUUGAAUCAGAUCAAGCCACCUAUAAUCCACUACGACCUCAAGCCAGGUAAUAUUUUGCUGGUGGACGGCACGGCCUGUGGGGAGAUCAAGAUCACUGACUUUGGCCUGUCCAAGAUCAUGGACGACGACAACUACGGCGUGGACGGCAUGGACCUGACGUCCCAGGGAGCCGGUACUUACUGGUACUUGCCUCCAGAGUGUUUUGUUGUGGGGAAGGAGCCUCCUAAGAUCUCCAACAAAGUGGACGUGUGGUCAGUGGGGGUCAUCUUCUUCCAGUGUCUCUACGGAAGAAAGCCGUUCGGCCAUAACCAGUCCCAACAGGACAUCCUGCAGGAGAACACCAUCCUCAAAGCCACCGAGGUCCAGUUCCCCGUCAAGCCCGUCGCCAGCAACGAAGCCAAGGCGUUUAUCCGGCGCUGUCUGGCCUAUAAGAAGGAGGACCGCUUCGACGUGCACCAGCUGGGCAGCGACUCCUACCUGCUGCCUCACAUGAGGCGCUCCAGUUCCUCUGGCAACCUGCAGCUGGGCGGGUCCUCUGCCUCCAGCCCCGCCUCCACCAGCAUCAUCUCCUACUGAGAGCCUGCACUGACCACGCCCACCACCACACUACAGACACGCCCCCUCGGCUGAAGGACACUCCUCCCCCCCCCCCCCCCCCCCUGUUAUGCCCAAGUGUGAGGGAGCGAUGGACAGAUUAAUUGACACUAGGGAAGAGAAGGGGGAAGAGAGGAGGGGAAAAAAGGGGGAAGGUAAAGGGAAAAGUUGAAGUCAAGUGGAACGUUAAAGUCCUCAAAUACUUUUGGGGAGGAGAGGAACCGUGAGCUGGAGAUUUUGGCUUUGGCUUCACCCAGGCAUGCGAGAUGUGGGAGAAAAUGAAUAAUCCUGAGACAAGGGAGAGAGAAGUAAUACAUUAAAUGGCUGAUAGGGUGAAGAAUAUAGAUGGUAUAGAGGAAGACGAUGAAUUGGUAAAGAAGAUUUGGCGUCAGAAGAGCGCCCGAGAGAAAUGUUGAAGAGUGCAAAUGGCCUUUUUUUCCUUUUUCUUUUUUAUCUCCAAUGAAGAUUCUGUAGAGCACUGCUACCCUGUUCAACCCACAAAGUGACUAAUGAAGUUGUCCUGAUUGCUUGAUGGCUGCCUUGCUGAGAGGUCUGCAGAGAUCAGACCUGUGUCAGUUAGAGUGGGUGCCACAAGGGGGCGCCACUCACCAUCUCCAAAACGCACCUGCAUAGCCACCUGCUUUGAAAUGGAUCCAGUUUUAGUGCCGCACCGUUCUGUUGGAUUGAUACCGGAUGAGUGCCGGAUCGGACCUAUCUGCACCAGAACCAGGGUCAGAUCCGGUCCAAAGUUCGUGGCUACCUGGGAUGACGGUGUCUUGACAAAUAAUAAAAUGAUUUGCUUAGAUUCUUUGGUAGGUCUUACAGCACAGUGGCGAUCCCUCUUCUGCUCUAGAGUUUAUUUUAUCUGAUUUAAAACCAGAAAUACAGGGGUAGCUUCGUCAUCCUCUUUGUUCCCUGAUGAGCAGGUUAGCCACAAGAAUGUACUUUUAGCGUAUCCACCAGUGAGAUUUAGUGUUCCUAAACCCCCAAGGCUACUAACUAAUGUUGAAUGCACAAAAAUAACCAAAUGUAGACAAACCGCUAUGUACAGAACCCUAUGCAGGAAGAAUGAACUCACACAGAAAAUAAAAUACAAAUCUUGUAGAGAUGUACAUGUAUAUUUGCUGUACAGAAUCGUAAUUUCAAAUAUCAAAUUAAAAAAAAAAAUCUGUACAAAGGUUUACCUUUUUUGUUUCCUCCUUUUCUUCCUCUUGUAAAUCCUUUUUUUUUUUUUCGUUUUGUUUUAUUUUGUUCCUGGAGUGUUUUAUGGCUGCCUUUGAUGUUGCUCUUUUUAAGGAAAAAAGGCUGUAUGAUCUACUUUGGGUACAAAUUGUACAGUUCUGUUAAAAGAAUUAAUGACAAUAAAUGCCAGGAAAUGACUUCA